AUGGGAAGAGCACCGUGUUGCUCUAAGGUAGGUUUAGAUAGAGGUCCAUGGACUCCUAAAGAAGACACCCUUCUUGUUAACUAUAUCCAAACACAUGGUGAAGGCCAUUGGAGAUCCUUGCCCAUCAAAGCUGGGCUACUAAGAUGUGGCAAGAGUUGUAGGCUAAGAUGGCUUAACUAUCUUCGACCCGGUAUCAAGAGAGGGAACAUCACUCCGGACGAGGAUGACCUAAUCAUCAGACUGCAUUCCCUUCUAGGCAAUCGUUGGUCUCUCAUUGCCAGAAGGUUGCCAGGCCGAACUGACAAUGAAAUCAAGAACUACUGGAACUCCCAUCUCAGCAAAAGACUCAAGAUUAGCAACGAAGAAAAUGAGUCAAAAUGCAUGAGGGAGUCGGCUGGACGAAAGAGAAAUAUGAUCUCCAAUGUCAACAACAAAAGGAAGUUAGAGAAGGACUAUGAAGGCGCUAGUGGAAACGGAGAGACUUCUACUACAAAGACCAAGAUUCAUACCCCAAAGGCAAUAAGAGUUUCUCCAUCCUCAGUAAAUAUCAGUAUUCGUAACAUGGUUGGCUCAUCUAGUCAUACAGGAGGAGUUGGUGAUCAUGAUACCAAUUGGUGCGUGCCUGAUCUUGAAGGUGAUAACCAUAUUAAUGGAGAUCAGGGUUCUGUAUCCAAUCAUUGUCUCGACAAUUUUGUCCAUGAUGACCCUGAUGAUGAUUUCUCGAGCCAAAAUUCUUUACCAAGGACUAUUGAUAACAUGCUGGAAGAGAUGUUUGAGGAAUAUCAGCAGCUCCUGAAUGCAGACAAUCAUGCUCAAUUAUUGGACUCUUUUGUGGACUCUUUAUUAGCUUGA
This is a messenger RNA of Dovyalis caffra, 852 nucleotides long. The record is from the annotation of a GenBank genome assembly. Lineage: Eukaryota; Viridiplantae; Streptophyta; Magnoliopsida; Malpighiales; Salicaceae.